This is a messenger RNA of Grus americana (Whooping crane), 6513 nucleotides long. It is a transcript of the gene CAPN9, whose product is annotated as calpain 9. Gene Ontology annotation, biological process: proteolysis. The record is from RefSeq and is a predicted model, not a curated record. Gene Ontology annotation, molecular function: calcium-dependent cysteine-type endopeptidase activity; calcium ion binding. Bases 1119 to 3191 code for a protein of 690 amino acids. Gene Ontology annotation, cellular component: cytoplasm. The transcript has 24 exons. Lineage: Eukaryota; Metazoa; Chordata; Aves; Gruiformes; Gruidae.
GAAAAAUUGGUAACACAGCUGCUACGAACCCUAAGGACCACGUGUGCCACCCCUGUGCUUUUAGGAUGCGACAUGCCAGCCUGGAUGAUGCCAAAAUGCACAUGGUGCUGUGCCUGUGAGGAGCGAGAGACAAUCCUGGAUCAAAGGAGCCAGGACACAGCAAGCCUGUCCGAAGAGGGUAAGCAGGCACGGAGAGGUAACGUGAUCCACCUUCAGUCACACAGCAGGCAUGAUCUCUCCUGGGCUCUUUCAGCCACGUUUGACACCAAGGCUGGGAUCUCAGAGACGUGAAGUUUCCCUGCGAUGUCAUGACAUGAAGCAGCAGGGUGAGGAGAGGGAUAGGCUGUCCCUGCCCACUGGGAGAAAGGCUGCAGCGUGAAAACAUCCCUUUUUACACACCAGAGCAUUCACAAAGGAGAGAAACUGCAUGAAUUCCCCUACAGCAGGAAGCACCCAUAGAGCUCAGCCAACACAUUUCUGUAUGCAACUGAACUCUGAAAAAUGGAAAUUCUCUGAAGCGAUAUAUGGUCACUCUCCUUGGGCCACAGCAGGUGUGGAGGCCACAUGUCCAGGACGCUGAACAUCUCCUUCCCCAGUCAGCACGUUAGUCUAGUGUGUGAGAACAUACCUUGGCCCACACAGAGGUAUUGUGGAUAAAGUGCAUUCCUGGUUUUGCCACUGGCUGAAUGCAGGACGUUGGGUACUUCAUGUCCCUGGGCUUGUGGGGGCAUUUAAAUGUGCUUUGCAUGCCUUAGCUCCCAGACGGCUGGGAACCGUCUCACUGGACUGUACACACUUAAUAGCUGGGCAUCUGCCCUAAGCUAGUCCAUGAGGGUCUGUCUACAGGCAAAUGAAAGACACAAUCAUCUCCAGAGGAGUGUUAUGGAUGAGAACAUGAUGAAUCAUUUUCUGGAGGUGCCGAUCUUCUGUACUGACUGUGGAAAAAGCUGAGGGUGUUUGCCUCUGCCGCUGUUUGGAGCAGCCGGGAGGUCUGUCUCGCCCUGCAGUUCAAGGAGGCACGACAGAGGAGGGCUGGAGGACACCACCGGCUUCCCCGCAGCACACUCCUUUCCUCCCCCUUUUCUUUUGCAAGGCACUAGAGCAGGCGGGAGGGAGCCAUGCCCUACCUGUACCAGGACUCGAAGCCGAGGCCGCCUGCGCUGCCUGGGGCCGCUCGUGCCACCCACAGCUCAGGGAAGGGCUACGAGGAGCUGAAGCAGGAGUGCCUGCGCAAGGGGGUCCUCUUCGAGGACCCUGACUUCCCCGCCUGCAACUCCUCUCUCUUCUUCAGUGAAAAGCCACCUAUUCCCUUCAUCUGGAAGAGGCCCAGGGACAUUGUCAAAGACCCCAAGUUUACCAUUGGAGGAGCCACAAGAACUGACAUUUGCCAAGGGGAUCUUGGUGACUGCUGGCUAUUAGCAGCUAUAGCUUCUCUCACACUGAAUGAAAAAACAUUAUCAAGAGUGGUGCCACUGGAUCAAAAUUUUGGACCAGAUUAUGCUGGAAUAUUUCACUUCCAGUUUUGGCAGCACAAUGAGUGGGUGGAUGUUGUGAUUGAUGACCGAUUACCCACCUUCAAAGGCCGGUUGGUUUUCCUGCACUCAGCUGAACACAAUGAAUUUUGGAGUGCCUUACUAGAGAAAGCCUAUGCCAAGCUGAACGGCAGCUACGAGGCUCUGAAAGGAGGCAGUACAAUAGAAGCCAUGGAGGAUUUCACUGGGGGUGUAGGAGAAAUGUAUGAGGUUAAAAAGGCUCCUGACAAUUUCUAUGAAAUCCUAGAGAAAGCUCUGAAAAGAUGCUCGAUGGUGGGCUGCUCUAUUGAUACCAGCAGUGCUGCCGAGUCGGAAGCCAAAACACCCUUUGGCCUUAUAAAGGGCCAUGCUUACUCCGUGACUGGCAUUGAUGAGGUGAGCUAUCGGGGCCGGCAAGUGCAGCUCAUAAGGAUACGGAACCCCUGGGGACAGGUCGAGUGGAACGGCCCAUGGAGUGACAACUCUCUGGAGUGGCGUUCAGUCAGCCCAUCGGAGCAGAGACGCCUAUCACAGGCAGCACUGGAUGAUGGAGAGUUCUGGAUGAAAUUUGAAGACUUCAAAGUGCAUUUUGAUAAAGUUGAGAUCUGCAACCUGACUCCAGAUGCCCUGGAAGACAGCACUGCCCACAAGUGGGAGGUGACCAUCCACCAAGGGAGCUGGGUCCGGGGAUCCACCGCAGGAGGAUGUAGAAAUUUUCUAGAGACUUUCUGGACAAAUCCACAAAUCAAGCUACAUUUGACAGAGAAAGACGAUGGACAAGAUGACUGCACGUUCAUAGCAGCGCUGAUGCAAAAGGAUCGCCGCAAACUCAAGAAGCUUGGCGCUGAAAUGCUAACCAUCGGCUACUCUAUUUAUGAGAGCCCCGGCAGAGACGGACACUUGGGCAAAGACUUCUUCAGGUACCACCCCUCCAAGGCCAGGAGCAAAACCUACAUUAAUUUAAGGGAAGUAUCUAACCGAUUCAAGCUGCCACCAGGUGAUUACAUUCUUGUUCCAACCACGUUUGAGCCGCACCAGGAGGCAGAUUUCUGCCUGAGGAUUUUCUCCGAGAAGAAAGCCAUCACUGAGGAUCUAGAUGAAAAUGUUGCCAUUGAUCUCCCUGAGCCUCCAAACCCAACCCCAAGCCCACAAGAAACUGAAGAAGAAAAGCAGUUCCGGGCACUGUUUGAGCAGAUUUCAGGAAAGGACAUGGAGAUAGCUGCAGAAGAACUCGAAUAUGUUCUGAAUGCUGUAUUAAAAAAAACAAAGAACAUCAAAUUCAAGAACUUAAGUCUCAUUUCAUGCCGAAAUAUCAUUUCUCUUAUGGAUACCAGUGGCAACGGGAAACUGGAAUUUAAUGAGUUCAAAGUUUUCUGGGAAAAAAUGAAGAAAUGGAUAAAUAUCUUUCUUCAAUUUGACUUUGAUAAAUCUGGCUCCAUGUCCUCCUAUGAGCUCCGCAGUGCUCUUAAAGCUGCAGGAUACCAACUCAACAACUACUUGCUGCAACUGAUUGUCCUCCGAUACUCUGAUGAACAGUUCCAGGUUGAAUUCGAUGAUUUUCUGAACUGCUUAAUUCGCUUAGAGAAUGCAAGUCGAGUAUUCCAAGCACUGAGUGUGAAAAACAAGGACUUCAUUAACCUGAAUAUAGGCGAGUUCAUCAACCUGGCAAUGAAUAUCUGAAGAAGUCUGACUUGGAUGCCGGGAUUUUCUUGCAACAUUGCUGCUGAGACUUCUGCCCCAACAGCUGAGGGCUCCUUCGCAUGCAAACUUUACCAGGAGCUUUUGUGUGGAGAAACACACAUGCUGCCCACUCUUUCUGGUCUCCAGCCCUGUUGUGUUGAUGAGUUCAACAGUCAGAUCACAUUUUGUUUUUUAUUUUUGGUAAGGAUUUGUUAGUGACUGGAUUUGUUACUGUGAGAGGCAUUUGGAUGAGACACACAUACCUCAAGCAGACUGAAACUGAUUUUCCUGAGUGACCACAGGCUUUUAUGAAAUAGGGUUGUAUUUAGUGUCAGCACAGCACAGACUACAGUGAUCAAAAGUCUUUAUUGCUGCUUGGCUACAGAUUACUGUAAGGUGCUUUUGAAAAUAUAAGGUUGAAUAAAACUUUGUUCAGUUUGGAAUUUAUUUACAGGCAUGCUGUGCAGCUACAUACAAGUCUCCUGCCAUAGCCACAUGAAUUGCAGUCUGGCAGACUGCGAACAAAGGAAGACUAGGGAAUGUAUGGAUGAAAAUUCAUCCUUGAAUAUUUAUGACAGAGGUCCCUGGUCCAGGCUUCCUUAGAAGGAUGCUUAAACUGAGGUCUAACAUUCAUUAAAGACUUAAUUUAGAGAAUAAUUGUUGCAUCUCACCUUCCCUUAGUCCUUCCUCUGCUACCAACAAAGUUUCUCUGCUACACACUUUGCUCUGUGGCCAAAGCAUGUCUCACAAGCCAAUCUCUGCAGAGUUGCACACAACUUGCCUUCAUCUUCAGACAGACACAUGGUCUCUGAGACAGCGAGCUCUUGUGUAGGGCCAUUUUCCCCCAGGCAGUCUGAGAUUGUGUCCCACACCAACCGUGCUCCAGAAGAGCAACUAUAAUCAUUUUAGAUGAAUUCAAUGUAACCAUUGGUAAGGCCCUAUCUCUGCAGCUAUUGCUAUUUUGCAUCUGUGACGUGGGUAGCCAGUGCUGACUUAAAAAACAACAGUAAUAGCAGCCAGGGACUUAAGAAGUCUUCAUAGGAUUUGUUUCCAUGAUUAUCUUCAUAAUUUAUGUCUAUUUUAUAAUGAAUCAACUGUCUGGAUUUGUUUUCUAAAACCAUUCUUGCAGCGAAACAGAUGGCCCUAGAAUAGCCUUGCAUUCCCUACUGUCCAGGAUCGCUGACACAGCCAGGGGUUUGUUUUCUCUAGAUUUAGACCUAAUGAGCAAUUCUGGAAGGAAUAUCAAGUUGCAGUAAAGGUGAAGUUCAAAUGAUUAAAAAACACAGGGAUGAUGAUGUUUAAAAUACCUACUUUCUUUUUUUCUAACAAUUAUAAUCUUGUAACUAUGCAGAAAAUGUUCUGGAGCUAACUGGAAGCUGAGCAAAAGCUCAUGGUUGCAGUAUUUGAUUAACCGAGGUACUCAGCCCCAUGAAGUGUAUUGAUUUUCAGAUGUGUGCCCUUUUGACAGCACUGGGGGCAGCUGUCUAAAUUUCUGAAAGUUUGGAUUAAAAUCUAGACCAUCCUAUAAACAUUUGGCCACAUACUUAAACAAAAAAAUCACAGAUCCCUAAUUAGUUCAUUGUGUGAGCUUGGAUGUGGAUACAAAUUUGUUGUAAUGUAUUUCCUUUCUGUAGCAAUGUUCACAAGCAAUGCAGAAGAGAUGUCUCAAUGCCUGGCAUCACCAGUGUAGCUUUCUGUUCCUCUGCCCGGAGCUGGUAAUGUCUUGGAGGAAUCAGGAUUGAUAUGAGUGGUACAUAGUGGGAUGGGAGCAAUGGGGCACAGGUAAAAAUCUCAUCUGCUUUUACAAGAAAAUUCUAACAUUUAAAAAAACACCCUGAAGUGUUUUCUGCUCUCUCAGAGCAGUUGCCUGCUGGCUGUGUCACAAGGAAUUUGAGAGCUAGCGUCUGAGUCUUUUACAAAUCAAGCCUUUGUCCUGGCCAGCCAGCGUGCUGCAGAGACCCAAGUCCUCAUCCUGCCUUGGGGUUUACACAACACCCACAGCCACAGCAGAGGUGCACGUAAGGGGAAUUAAGCACAAGAAAACCUGUGCAUAUGCUCGGGCUGGCCCAUGGCCACCCAGAGUCUGCUGCAGCACAGUGCCUAUCUCACCACUUGGGCUGUAAGGAUGUUACGGGUGUCUGUGCUGAACACCUUGCUAAAAUCAAGGUGAAGAACCGCAACUGCUCCCCCUUGUCCUGUGUGCUAGACCAUUUUCAGUGCAUGUGAAGAUGGAGGAUUAUAUAGUCCCUGGUAAGGUGGGAGGGGUGGGGUGUUCAGUCUGCUAUUAUAGUGCUCCCAUGAGUGACUGAGUGGGCAAAUGAGACAUGUUUGACUUCAUAGCUCCAUUCAAAUAUGAUAGUCCUUCUCAGCACUGCACCCACCCGGCAUUUGAGCAGUGCCCAGAAGCAUGGGUUUGGUUUUGCUGGUCUUUUCUUUUAAUCAAGGAUCUUGAAUUUAAAUCCAGACCUUGCUGCCUUCUCUGAUAGGAGAUGUAGUUAAGUUUGGCCCUGUACCAUUACAGGAGCUAUGGCAAAUCCCUUAUGGUGCUCUGAAAGCCGUGUCAGUGGUACAUUCCCUAAUGUGGUACACAUAGACCUUGUUAGCAAGAACAGCUCGUGCUGGGAGCCCUGCCUGUCUGCUAAUAGCAACAUUAAUGGGGAACAUGAGAGGCAUUUUUCAUAAUUAUACCACUGGAAAAAACUAAAAAUCACUUAGCUACAGGGUUGCAAUCUGAGCAUGCUCUCCCACUCCCUCACAGAACCAAAAAUCUCUGAAAUUUGCUGCUAAAGCCUCAGGCCAGAUGUUAGCGGAGGCUGGCUGCUACCCUGGUGCUGGUUGUCUCUCCUCUGCUCCCCUGUGCCCUCUCAGCAGCCACAGUUCCCCAAGAUGUUGGGCAGUGGUCAGACACAUGGCAUGUGUCUGAGUUCAAAGGAGCAUCAACUCAAUGUGUAAACCUUUUGAGAGGGGAUUCAUUUGGAAUUUGUCCCGAGCUCAGCCACCUCCACCAUUGUAACCACCCUGAUGGUACGUUUGGCAAUGGCAUUUUCCUGUCCUGAAGAAGGUUUCCUGCCCAACCUGUUGCUGAGGCCAGAAGUGAUAUAGUUAGUGAAAACUACCAUGAAGAACUGCCAUUAAAAUGUAAAGAGACUGAAAAAUAGUUAAAUUGCAUUCUGCCAUUUCUCCUUGCAGAGACAGAAACUGUCAAUAAACAUUGUGGGCACAAGCAUGGGCAGAAGCAUUCCAUGAUUCUUUGAAAAGCUCCCCGGGAGCGGCUCAGCAAUGCUGAGUCUUCGGCAGCAAUACUUGCUUCAGAAAAUCAUAG